This is a messenger RNA of Cheilinus undulatus (humphead wrasse), 432 nucleotides long. It is a transcript of the gene atp5f1e, whose product is annotated as ATP synthase F1 subunit epsilon. The transcript is spliced from 3 exons. Lineage: Eukaryota; Metazoa; Chordata; Actinopteri; Labriformes; Labridae. The record is from RefSeq and is a predicted model, not a curated record. Gene Ontology annotation, molecular function: proton-transporting ATP synthase activity, rotational mechanism. Gene Ontology annotation, biological process: proton motive force-driven mitochondrial ATP synthesis. Gene Ontology annotation, cellular component: mitochondrial inner membrane. The coding region runs from base 88 to 249 and encodes 53 amino acids.
CAUUUCGUUGUUUGCCAACCGCCAAUAAACCUAAGUGAAGAAGAAGCAGCAUAUCCGACCUGUCCUUGAAACUACAACACAGGCAAGAUGGUCGCAUACUGGAGACAGGCAGGCCUAAGCUACAUCCGCUUCUCGGCGAUCUGCGCUAACGCGGUGCGCUCUGCUAUGAAACCGCAGUUCAAAACGGAGGCGAUAAAGGCCGCCGAAGCCAGUGUAAAAGUCCUCAAACCCAAAACGGCAACAGCGUAAUUUGGACCGUGACAUGGCUAUUUUGUCCUUGAGUGUUGAGGUCCUGUCAUGCUACUCAUGGAGAAGAAAACAGAUGGACUACACCCGGAUGGCAUGCCACAUUUUGGGGGGACCUUGAUGGAAUUAUUUUUUUUUCCCCUUAUUUGUAAUGAAAUUGAAUUAAAGAUUGACAUCUUGAAAACA